Molecule: messenger RNA, 759 nt
Organism: Eublepharis macularius
Lineage: Eukaryota; Metazoa; Chordata; Lepidosauria; Squamata; Eublepharidae
Gene: CIMAP1A
Product: outer dense fiber of sperm tails 3
Exons: 6
Coding region: 1-759 (252 amino acids)
Cellular component (GO): cytoskeleton
Source: RefSeq, a predicted model, not a curated record
AUGAGCCAGGGACCAUGGGUGGGAACAUGGAGGCCUCAUUGUCCAAGAGGUCCAGUCAUGGCCCAGUAUACCAGUCCUGGGCCCAAGUACUAUGUACAAGGAGCAACAGGUUUUGUGUCACACCUUCCAACCAAAUGGAAAGCCCCUGCCUACAGUAUGCAUGGAUCAAAACCUUUACUCAACAAAGACUGCACUCCAGGUCCUUACCAUGUGCAGUCCUCUAUGACUUAUCGGGGGAGGAAAACUGCUCCAGCUUACACAAUGGCUGGGCGCCCCAGAGUAAAAGUGGAGACAACACCUGGCCCUGCCUCUUAUUCACCAGAGAAGUCACAAAAAAUUGUCUAUAAAAACGCUCCUAGGCAUUCCAUGUCAUUCAGGAUUGAAGGUGCCAAAGUUGACAGCACUCCAGGUCCUAAUGCAUACAUGAUCCCUCAGGUGCUUGGACCAUACACAGUGACCACAACUGCCAGCCCUGGCUAUACUAUGAUGGGGAAGAAUAAACUUGGGUGUUUUCAUGAAGACCUCCAUAAGACCCCAGGCCCUGCUGCAUAUGUAAACCCAGACACAGAGCUUUACAAAAAGAGAGCACCAAAGUACUCCAUGGGGUCCCGAACGAAGACUUCAGCAAACAAAAUGGGACCUGGACCUGCAGACUAUGAAGUAGGAAAGAUAUCAUCGACCAAAUCCUGUGCUCCAGUUGUUUCCUUUGGAAUCAGACACUCUGAUUACACAGCACCUCUUAUUGUGGAUGUCUACUGA